Molecule: messenger RNA, 645 nt
Organism: Beta vulgaris subsp. vulgaris (sugar beet)
Lineage: Eukaryota; Viridiplantae; Streptophyta; Magnoliopsida; Caryophyllales; Amaranthaceae
Exons: 1
Coding region: 1-645 (214 amino acids)
Molecular function (GO): nucleic acid binding
Source: RefSeq, a predicted model, not a curated record
AUGGGUCAAAGAACGUGCAUAAGGGAUCUAACUUCAAUGCUUGGCCUUGGUUCAACAACGGUGUGGAGAAUGAUUCAACGAGGUCUUAUCAAAGCUCAUACGAACCCGUUACGUCCGGGUUUGAUAGAGAAAAACAAAAUCGAAAGAAUGAAGUGGGUGUUGAGCUUAUUAAUAGGGGACUCGGCUCACACAAAAAGCAAAUUCUAUCCCAUGUAUAACUUUGUGGUGUUAGAUGAGAAGUGGAUCAACCAAACAAGAAAAUCACAGAAAUAUUAUUUGGGUGCAAAUGAGGUUCCACAAUACAGAUCAGCAAGUUCAAGCACUAACAUUAAGAAGGUUAUGUUUACUGGCGUUGUAGCAAGACCUAGAUAUGAUGAAGAAGGGACAUGCGUGUUUGAUGGAAAAAUUGGGAUUUUCCCAUUUACAUAUCAAGAACCAGCUAAGCGAGCAUCAAAGAAUAGAGAAAGGGGUACUAUGGUCACAAAAAUAAUCUCAAGUAUCAAUAGAGAAGUCACUCGAAACAUGAUGAUUCAUCAAAUAAUUCCAUCUAUAAAAGCAAAAUGGCUAGCAGAGGAGGGGACUACAACCAUUUACAUUCAACAAGACAAUGCAAAGGCUCACAAAAUCCAGAGCGACCCAAUUUAG